UAAAAAGGAAGGCUUUUGUCUCUCAGUGCAAAGGGGUCCAAGUCUCCUUCGUCUUAUCUGCUUCUUUUUAGUUUCCUUCAAACUUCAUCCUUUAAAAGCCAUUAUGAGCAACCUUAAGCAAAUGCAAAGUGGUGGUGGAGGCAGCAGAGGCUUUAGCGUCUGUUCACUUGGUGGAGGAAGAUCAGGUGGCUCCCGUUCUUCAAGCUUUGCAUCACAAAGUCUUCAUAACGCCCAAUGCCUUGGUGGACGAAAGAGAACCUCAGUUGCUUCAUCUGUUCGUGUUGGGUCUAGCUAUGGUGGAGGAGCAUUUGGUGGUUCAGGAGGAUUUGGUGGUGGCGCAGGAGGAUAUGGUGGUGGUUCAGGAGGAUAUGGUGGUGGCGCAGGAGGACAUGGUGGUGGUGCAGGAGGACAUGGUGGUGGUGCAGGAGGACAUGGUGGUGGCGCAGGAGGAUAUGGUGGUGGUGGUUCAGGAUUUGGUGGUGGAGUAGGCUUUGGUGGAGGUGCAGGAGGAUAUGGAGGAGGACAAGGAGGAGACCCUGGCUUCCCCGUGUGUCCUCCUGGUGGCAUCCAGCAAGUGAGCAUAAACCAAAGCCUUUUGAAACCACUAAAUGUGGAAAUAGAUCCAAACAUCCAAAAAGUGAAAACUGAAGAAAGAGAACAGAUCAAAACCCUGAACAACAAAUUUGCAAGUUUCAUCGACAAGGUUAGGUUCCUGGAACAACAAAACAAAGUACUAGAGACAAAAUGGCAUCUUUUACAAGAACAAGGGAGCAAAGGUGGUUCCAAAAAAAACAACUUAGAACCACUGUUUGAGAAUUUUAUAAACAUUCUGAAUAGGCAGCUUGAUAGUCUAUUGAGUGAGAAAGGACGUCUGGAUAAUGACCUAAAGGGUAUGCAAGAAAUGGUAGAAGACUACAAGAAAAAAUAUGAAGAUGAAAUUAAUAAGCGUACAGCAGCAGAAAAUGAAUUUGUGGUGCUUAAAAAGGAUGUGGAUGCUGCAUUUAUGGUCAAAACAGAUUUGGAGAUCAAGGUGGACUUGUACACAGACGAGUUGAACUUCUUGAGGACACUUUAUGAUGCUGUAAGAAUGCCGUCUAAUGUAUUUAAACAUACAAUGUCUGGACAAGUAGUCAGCAAUGUGAGCGUCUCUGUAGUUGGUGGAGGUUCUUCUGCCGGAGGAAGUGGAUUUGGAAGUGGAUAUGGUGUUGGAGGAGGAAGUGGAUAUGGUGUUGGAGGAGGAAGCGGAUUUGGUGUUGGAUUUGGUGUUGGAGGCGGUGUUGGAGGAGGAAGCGGCUAUGGUGUUGGAGGAGGAAGCGGAUAUGGUGGAGGAGGAAGCGGAUAUGGUGUUGGAGGAGGAAAUUGCUAUGUCGGUGGAGGCCAAGGAUCUGGCAAUUACAACCAAUCAUCUACAAAAUCCUCGGUAGCUGUGUCAAAAACAGUAACAUCCUCAGUCAAGCAAUCCUAUUAA
Molecule: messenger RNA, 1468 nt
Organism: Nanorana parkeri
Lineage: Eukaryota; Metazoa; Chordata; Amphibia; Anura; Dicroglossidae
Product: keratin, type II cytoskeletal 3-like
Exons: 6
Coding region: 104-1468 (454 amino acids)
Biological process (GO): intermediate filament organization; keratinization
Cellular component (GO): keratin filament
Molecular function (GO): structural constituent of skin epidermis
Source: RefSeq, a predicted model, not a curated record